CAAACUGUGGAAGCAUCCCCACUCUCCAGCGUGGAGCCCUUAUCGUGUUCCUCCUUCCGUUUUGGCCCUUUGCUCCCUCGGCGAGGGCGGCGGCGCGGCCACCGAUCAACGCAUUGCCUAUACCUACUUCCUCCCCGGCUUCCCUACUCGUCUCAGAUUCCCACACCAUCUGCCUCGAACCCUCCCAGCGCAACACGCUCCCCUGGGCAUCCUCCCACGGUCCCGCCGAAGCACAGCAGCUCGAAGUAGGUCUUCCCCCUCUGCUGGACUGGCGGUGGGUGAGGAACUGAGUUUGUCCCGAAUUUGCUUGCUGCACGGUGGAGUAUUGAUAGCAACUCUUUUUCCCGGAAAACGACCUUGGUUCAAUGUUAAUGCCCGCCUCUGGUGCUGUGUAAUGUGUUCUCCAGCUCUGGGUACUUUGAAUGAACUAAUUUGGAUCAUUUGUUAAUCCAGAAAAGGGACUGAUUAUUAUAUCCUAAGUUCAUAACGGGAUUGUUCAAAGGGCGUGAAUUGGAUAAACAGCUGGGCAUUUAGUCCAGUACCGAGGAUUCAAAACAGUGGUAUUCUGCUCGUCACCUUUUCUUGCGGUGCCAUGGAAGCUGUGCAUGGUAUAGAGUCACUGGCUGCUGGAGAUGACCGGCAUCAUCUUUCUCGUACCCUUGGACCUGCGCUGCUGAUUUCUGUAGGGUAUAUCGAUCUUGGGAAGUGGGUGGCGACGCUCGAUGCGGGGGCUCGGUUUGGGUAUGAUCUCGUGCUACUGGUGCUGCUUUUCAAUUUCUCGGCCGUUCUAUAUCAGUAUAUGUCCAUUUGUAUCGGCAUGUUCACCGCCAAGAAUCUCGCAGAGAUCUGCCGCCAGGAGUACAGUCAGUUUAUAUGUGUCGGUCUCGGUCUCCAGGCAGGAUUGUCUCUAUUUACUUCAGAACUAACCAUGAUUUCAGGGAUAGCAGUUGGAUUCAACCUUCUAUUUGAACACGAUGAUCUUAUCACUGGCAUUAUUUUUGCAUGUGUUGUAGUUAAUCUGCUACCAUAUAUUCUUUCCCCUCGGGACAAGAGGAUGGCUGGAACGUUAAAUGCCUGCAUAGCAGGCUUUACGAUUCUUUGUUUUGUGCUUGGUUUACUAAUCAGUCAACCAGAAAUUCCUCUCCAUGUGAAUGUGAUGUUCCCCAAGUUGAGUGGUGAAAGUGCUUACUCACUCAUGGCACUUAUGGGUGCAAACAUAAUAGUGCAAAAUUUCUAUAUUCAUUCCUCAGUUGUUCAGGUUCAGAGAAGAUCUCAUGUUCUAACCCUUGGCACCAUGUUUCAAGACCACCUUUUUUCUAUAUUGUUUAUCUUUACUGGGGUUUUUCUUGUGAACUAUGUUCUGAUGAGUUCAGCAUCUGUUCAAUCUAGUAACAAUACUAUCCUCACAUUUCACGAUGCUGUAGAGCUAAUGAAUCAGAUAUUUACGAGUCCCAUGGCACCACUUGUGUUGUUAGCGGUUCUUCUCUUCUCAAGCCAUAUCAUUUCAUUGACAUCAGUUAUUGCUAGCCAUGUAGUUACACAGAAUUUCUUUGGUGCAAACAUGUCUCUUUCUGCACAUCAUGUGCUACUUAAGGUUCUUGCCAUGAUUCCUACCAUCUAUUGUGCAAAAGUAGCAGGCUCCGAAGGGAUAUAUCAGUUACUCAUUCUAUCCCCAGUAAUCCAGGCUACGAUCCUUCCUUCAUCUGUUAUUCCUGUUUUCCGUAUUGCCUCGUCAAGGCCAAUAAUGGGCAACUACAGGAUAUCUUUAUAUGUUGAGAUAUUAGCCUUCCUUGCGUUUCUUCUUAUGUUGUUUACAAAUAUCAUUUUCGUGGCGGAAAUUCUGUUCGGUGAUAGCACCUGGACAAACAACCUGAAAGGGAACACUGAAAGCCCCGUGGUAAUCCCACAUACUGUUAUAGUGCUAAUGUCUUGUGCAUCUAUUGCUUUUACACUCUUCCUGGCUGUUACUCCACUAAAGUCAGCAAGUAGUGAAGCUGAAACUCAGGAGUUGUCUGAGCACUCUCAGAGAGGAGCAUUUGCCACUACACAUCAUGAAGAAGAUACUUCUCUGGAAUAUGUUGCACAUGAAGAAAUUCAGAGGUAUUCUAUUGAUGCUAUUCCAAGGAAUUCAGCUUUGGAACAUGCUAAUAGUUCUGAAUCCACUGCAGAAUCUGAUCAUGAAACUCAACAAUCAGCAGCUUAUUCAGCGGCUGUUCCUGAAGAUCAUCCCUCAGCGUCUGGCAACUGGGAGGAGAUAAAAUCAGUUGCUACGGUUGACCUUUCAGAGUCAAUGCCAAAGGUCUCUACUGCUACUGUAGCAGAACAAAGUACAGCAGAGAACAGAAAAAUGAACCGCACAACAAAAAAGGAUGUUGAAAAAGAAUCAGAUGUUUGCACAGACAAGGAUAACGAGACUUCACAUAAUCUGAAAUUCGGGAAGCCCGCUGGAGGCAAGUUGUCUUCCUUAUCUUCUGAUGAUCCGCCAUCACUUACUAUGAGCAGGGAUGAGGAUACUGAUUCUGGCACUGGCAGCGGUAGCCUCCCAAGGUUGCCUGGUUUGGGCCGUGCUGCAAGGAGACAGUUAGCAGCAAUUCUUGAUGAGUUCUGGGGGCAUCUUUUUGAUUAUCACGGUAAGCUUACGCAAGAAGCUAAUGCUGAACGAUUUAACUUAUUGCUUGGACUGGACUUAAGAACAGAUAUUUCAGCUGUGAGAAUGGAUAGCCAAAACAUUGAAGCUUCCAAGAGCCCUUUCAUGAAAGAUGCAGUGCGAGGAUCACGAACCUCAUGGGACUCGGUAUCCCGUAAUAAGGAAAUCUCCAGUCCAGACUUGACUUUUGGCCUUCAGAUGGGUGCCUUGGGGUCAUCAACCUGGUCUCAGAGCAUGCAUUUACCAAGCAAAGACAGUCCGAGUUCAAGGAGCACAUUUCGUGACAAAAUUUCAAAACUUCACUCGAAUUUUCAUGUGCACUCUGUUGACCAGUUCCGUCAGCCUGCUACCAUUCAUGGGUAUCAGCUAGCAAACUACCUAAAAGGCAUAAAUGCAAGGCGAAGUCCACUUUCCAGCAUUCCACUGGACCCACGGCGACCUCCUAUAUCUUCUGAAUCAGCUGGUGUUAACUAUGCUGACUCUGGUAUGCGUGCUCGUCGCCGAAAUGUGCUUGGUUCAUUUGGUUCUACCUAUAUGGAAAGCCCAACAAUGAAUCGCUUAAGUACAAUGACAAUAGAAAGAUCCUAUUACAGUCCUACUGCCACUGAUGGGAGUGAAACUGGCGUCUCAUCUGCUUGCUCAAAGAAGUACCACAGUUCACCCGACAUAUCUGCUAUAAUUGCUGCCAACAGAAAUUCGCUGUUGACCAAAGCAAAUUUGGGCAGUGCUCCUGGAGAUCAGUCACGUAGGCUGGCAUCUCAAAGAUCACACUAUGUGGACACAGCGGCCAUGUUCCAGAGAGAUGUCCUCUCUAUGCAGUCAAGUAUGAUAACCAAUGCACACCCAACAUCACUUUGGUCCCAACAACCAUUUGAACAACUAUUCAGUGCGCCAAGUGUAGAGUUGAAUAGGGGUAAGGUGAACACUGAGCAGAGAUCAGGUGGCAUCAAGGAUGAUUUCUCUUACACAGAAUCUGAAGCAAAGCUUCUCCAAUCUCUCAGAUUUUGCAUCAUGAAGCUCCUGAAACUGGAAGGUUCAGGAUGGCUCUUUAGGCAGAAUGGUGGUUGUGAUGAAAAUCUAAUUGACCAAGUUGCUGCAGCUGUGAGAGUUUCGCAAGAAACCACAGAUGACAGGGAUGCUAAUUGCAUGCACGGACUGCUCAACUGUGGUGGUAAUUGUGUUUGGCAGGCUUCCCUAGUUAUUAGUUUUGGUGUCUGGUGUGUCCGUCGGGUGCUGGACCUGUCCCUUGUGGAAAGCAGGCCAGAACUUUGGGGCAAGUAUACCUACGUUCUCAACCGUCUUCAGGGGAUCCUCAAUUCUGCAUUUUACAAGCUACGGAAACCCGUGGCCAGGUGCUCAUGCCUUGAGAAAGCAUGUCUGGUUGUCAAGCCCAUAUCUGGCACCUUCACCACUGCAGCUGUGAUCUUGGAGGUGAUCGAAGAUGUGGAGCAAGCCGUUUCUGGCCGUAAGGGUCGAAGCGGUACAGUAGCAGGAGAUGUUGCUUUUCCUAAAGGGAAGGAAAACCUUGCUUCUGUGCUUAAGCGAUACAAGCGUAGGCUCUCCAGCAAGCAGCCUGCUAGAAAAUAGCUCUCACUGAGAGUAUUAUUACUAUUGUUGGGUUGUUGGCACUGUUCUAGGUGGUGUUACUUGCAGCUUCUCGUAUCUGGGGUUUUUCUGCUGCUUCUCGCACCUUGGGUUUUUCUGCUGCCUGGAAGCUCAUUGGCCUUCGUUCCCAUGUCGUUCUGCGUGUGAGGUUCUACAAUGCAGUUGUGAUGUGUGAGGUUCUACAAUGCAGUUGUGAUGUUUUACGAGGGCAAGGAUGAACGGUCACUGUGGUCGGUUCCUCCGGAGCGAGAUAUGUACAAAAAAGAUGUUGUACUUUGUUGAAGCGGCAGUGUAAAAUUAACUGUGCCUCAAGAUCCUCGUUUGGCAGCAAUAUGGUAGCGUUUGUGGCUGAAUAAUGACCUCCAGUGUUGCCAUCUGUUCGGCUAGAACUUACUGAAUAUUCAGGAAGUUUUAGCCCUGACGUGACGUGUUGAUUUCUGACCCCUUAUGUGUAUGCAGUCUUGGCAUGAUAUUUCGAUGGUUAGGAGGGAACCUUAAUGUUUCUGUUUCCGGUAACAUUCUAACUUCCAAGCUAUGUUUUCUCCUGUUUUGCA
Brachypodium distachyon (stiff brome) is the source of this 4806-nucleotide messenger RNA. RefSeq names its product protein ETHYLENE-INSENSITIVE 2. Gene Ontology annotation, molecular function: manganese ion transmembrane transporter activity; cadmium ion transmembrane transporter activity. The transcript is spliced from 8 exons. The record is from RefSeq and is a predicted model, not a curated record. The coding region runs from base 593 to 4234 and encodes 1213 amino acids. Gene Ontology annotation, cellular component: membrane. NCBI's taxonomy places the organism in Eukaryota, Viridiplantae, Streptophyta, Magnoliopsida, Poales, Poaceae. Gene Ontology annotation, biological process: metal ion transport; ethylene-activated signaling pathway.